AUGUACGACGAUAUUGCUAAUAAUCCACAAAAUCCAACCAAAGGUGUUAUCAUCAAUCAUCCUAAUGGCAAAGAUGUCUAUCAUGGCGUACCCAAGGACUACACGGGAAAUAAUGUGACGCCCAAAAAUUUCAUUAACGUACUACUGGGCAACAAGGAAGAAAUGCGCGGCAUUGGUAGUGGAAAAGUCCUUGAAAGUGGUCCCGAUGACAACGUCUUCGUCUUCUUCACUGAUCAUGGUGCUGUUGGUCUUGUUGCUUUCCCAAGUGGUGUGCUCUAUGCCAAAGAUUUGAACGAAACCAUCGCCAAGAUGCAUGCUCAACAAAAAUAUAAGCAGGUCUGAAAAAUCAAUAGAAUUUUUUCUCCUUAUAAUAUCCUAUU
Messenger RNA from Rotaria sordida, 380 nucleotides. The record is from the annotation of a GenBank genome assembly. Lineage: Eukaryota; Metazoa; Rotifera; Eurotatoria; Philodinida; Philodinidae.